Molecule: messenger RNA, 1605 nt
Organism: Eruca vesicaria subsp. sativa (arugula)
Lineage: Eukaryota; Viridiplantae; Streptophyta; Magnoliopsida; Brassicales; Brassicaceae
Source: the annotation of a GenBank genome assembly
AAAGGCCGCUUGAAGUUUCAAAUUAAAUGAUGAAUGUGUCUGUCUAAAUUCAAAAGCCGUCGGAUUUUAUCUCAAUUCUCAGAUGAUGAAAGUUUCAGACUCGUCUUCCCCGACCGGAGUUCUCGAAGAGUUCUUCAGAACCGAAGAAUUCGAAAGCUCCCAGACUACAACAACCAAGUACCCUUCCUCCCGUUUCCGCAGGGUUGUUCAUCUUCUAAGAAGCACGUCCAAAAAAUCGCUAGAGAAUCUGAAAGCCCCGUUUCAGUACAACAAUGCCGUUACAAGCUCUUUGAGAAGAUGCAGUAGCUUGAGAGAAAGUCUCAGAUUUGGUUCCUCCAGUGAUUCUCACGUUCUUGCACACUCUCCUCGAAGAAUCUUUUCUUUUUCUGAUCUCAAAAUUGCCACCAACAAUUUCGCUCCGGAGAAUCUAAUUGGAAAAGGAGGUUACGCUGAAGUUUACAAGGGGAAGUUUUCAAAUGGACAAAUGGUAGCCAUAAAACGGCUCAUGCGUGGAAACAGCGACGAGAUCGUUGUAGAUUUUCUAUCAGAGAUGGGCAUAAUGGCACAUGUUAACCAUCCAAACAUCGCAAAGCUUUUAGGCUACGGUGUUGAAGGAGGAAUGCACCUUGUUCUUGAGUUGUCACCUCAUGGGAGCUUAGCUUCUAUGCUUUAUAGCUCAAAGGAGAAGAUGAAAUGGAGCAUCCGGUACAAAAUAGCUUUGGGAGUUGCAGAGGGUCUGGUGUAUCUUCACAGAGGAUGUCACAGGAGAAUUAUUCACAGAGAUAUCAAAGCCGCAAACAUUCUUCUCACACAUGAUUUUUCGCCUCAGAUAUGCGACUUUGGGCUUGCGAAGUGGCUACCUGAACAUUGGACACACCAUAUAGUUUCCAAAUUUGAGGGCACGUUUGGAUAUCUUGCUCCUGAGUACUUAACACAUGGGAUAGUGGAUGAAAAGACCGAUGUAUUCGCCUUGGGUGUACUUUUACUAGAACUUGUUACUGGACGACGAGCUCUUGACUACUCCAAGCAAAGUCUUGUUCUAUGGGCUAAACCAUUGAUGAAGAAGAACAAAAUUAAGGAGCUAAUUGAUCCAUCUUUAGCGGGUGAAUAUGAAUGGAGGCAGAUUAAACUUGUGCUUUUGGCUGCUUCGUUAUCAAUUCAACAGUCAUCAAUAGAGAGGCCUGGGAUGAGUCAGGUCGCUGAGAUCCUCAAAGGCAACUUGAACGACCUCAAGUGCAUCAUGAAAUGCAGAGUCCCCUUUUAUCGUAAAGCUUUUAGAGAUGAGAACAUGUCAAGAAAUAUUCAGAAAAGUUGAUCUUGAAGAAAGAAAAUGGAGGCAUGAAACACAACAAAGGGAAAAGAAAAGAAAGAGAUAGAGAUGGCUUGCAUCAUUUUCUGAAUAAAAAGGCGUUACGCAUCACUUGUCAAGAAGAUAUUAGUGGAAUAGUGAAUAUUCUUAGUACAUUUUCUUUAUUUAUUCAAUGUAUUAGUAAGCAACAAAGGCAUAGCUUCAGUGAAGUUAUGUAAUGUCUAAUAUACCAAAGUAAAAUAUUUACAGAGGAAAAAAAACGGAGUAUGUACCUAAGAAAGAGAGCUUUACGGUUU